Messenger RNA from Mycena citricolor, 3365 nucleotides. Lineage: Eukaryota; Fungi; Basidiomycota; Agaricomycetes; Agaricales; Mycenaceae. The record is from the annotation of a GenBank genome assembly.
UCGCUUCCUCGCUUUCCUAAGCUAAACAUUUGCAUAGCUACAAUGCUGGAGACUUUUUUCAUACAUCUUCGUUCUUACUGUCAUGUGCGGUCUUAGCGCUGUCGCGUACUCUGGCUCCGCUUCUCCGCCGAGAGACCUUUGCGCUCAGAUCGAAGCGUCGCUGACGAACAUACACCACCGAGGACCCGACUCGCAAGGUAUCUACCUCUCUGAGGAUGGACGUGUCGGUCUGGGACACGUGCGGCUCUCAAUUAUCGACCUUGCCACAGGACAGCAGCCGUUGUCCGACGAGACGGGUGGGAUCCAAUGCGUUGUGACCGGCGAACUCUACGAUUAUGCGCGUAUCCGAGCCGAGCUAGAGGCAAACGGGGCAGUGUUCAAGACACACUCGGACUCGGAGCUCGUUGUUCACCUAUACCAGCAGAACGGAUUCAACCUCUUGCACUCACUCCGCGGCGAGUUUGCCUUUGUGUUGUACGACGCGACGCGCAAGCUCGUCUUCGCCGCGCGCGACCGGCUUGGGAUCAAGCCGCUGUACUACACUGUGUCCGACGAGCGCCUGCUCAUCGCGAGCGAGAUGAAGGCGUUCCUUCCGCUGGGCUGGAAAGCCGAGUGGGACAUCCACAGCAUUGUGCACUCGGGCGAUGUAUCGGACGAUCGCACCGUCUUCAAGGGCGGGAGGAAGCUCAACGCGGGCAUGUCCCUGCUCUAUCGCCCGGCGUCGGGAUACCUCAAGGUGCAGCCGUACUGGGACCUCGACUACACGCCAUCCGCGGUCCCGCAGACAAUCGACGAGAUGGUCGACGGCGUGCGCGAGCGGCUCGUCAGGGCGGUCGAACUGCGUCUCCGAUCGGACGUGCCGGUGGGCGUAUACCUGAGUGGGGGUAUCGACAGCUCCGCUGUCGCCGGGAUCGUAACAGAGCUACUGCGGAAGGAUAAUCCGAAUGCGCGGAUUGCGACGUUCACACUCGCGUUCCCCGACGCCAAAGACAACGACGAGGGCCCGAUCGCUGCUCGUACAGCCGAGCAUCUGGGCGCCGAAUCGCACAUGGUCAACGUCGACGAAGCUGCGCUCGUCGAGGCGCUCGAGGCGACUAUCUGGCACACCGAGCAAGUGAACUUCACAUUUCAGGGCCCCGGAAAGUUUCUUCUAUCGAAGUACGUGAACGAACAGGGGUACAAGGUUGUGCUCACGGGAGAAGGCGCGGACGAGUUCUUCGGCGGGUACCCCUGGUUCCCGAUCGACUAUCUCCGUCAGCGAGAUGAAGCAGGCCUGAAGCUGGGACUGGAGUUGCCGCCCGAUGCCGUCCGUGCCGCGAUUCUGGACCGCAUCCAGGGCCCAAACGGGAUGCCGAUCUUGGCGAUGGGGAAGAUGUCGUGGACAGAUGCGAAGCUAGGCAGGGAGAUGCUCGGGGGGAUCUCUUGCCACCGCGCCUAUGCGUCUGCGGGGGCUGCUGCCUCGGAGCUGUUUGACACGCGGGCUCUGGCGGUGACGGGAGAGCCCGACAUCACGCUUUCGAUCGCGGAGCAUAUCGACGCGCGUGUCCGGGAGAAGGCGGUCUCUGGUGAAUGGCACGCACUGCAUGUCUGUUCUUACGUUACCGCGAAGACGAUCCUGCAGAACUCGAUCCUAAACCAAGUGGGUGAGAGGAGCGAGAUGGCCCAUUCUGUCGAAGGACGACCACCGUUCCUCGACCACCAUCUCGUUGAUUACAUCAACGGUCUCCCCCCAUCGGUCAAAGUCCGUCCAAUCAAGGGGGGCUUCACAGACAAAUGGCUGCUACGAGAGGCAGUCAGACCUUUUGUGCCGGAAGAGGUCUACAACCGCAAGAAACUGAUGUACAAUUCGCCUGCUGCAAGGCGAGAGGCCGGGGACGCGAGUCUACGUCCCUUCCAAGCGCAUGUCAAGGCGCGGAUUACGCAGGAGGCUAUUGAGCGGCUCGGACUUUUCCGGUGGUCCUACGUCAAGGAAACAUUGAAUGGAUAUCUCACCGAUGCGGUAUUUCCAGCGGAUGGUGGUUUGGACCCACGUGCGCAGGUGCUCAUGUACAUUCUUAGCUUUGUCGUGUUGCAGGAGCGCUUCUUUGUCGCAAAGUGGGAUGUAUAAUUAGUCGGCGCAAUGCAUGCUCUAGAACAACCGUGCUUUCGUGCCGCUCAAAGUCCCUUGAGAACAAGGACAGCCAGCGAGCUUCCCGCGCUGUAAGCAUCGUAAGCUCACAUACAUCUUGUUACCCUAGAAGCAGGAACGUGAAACCUGUCCUGGGCAUCUGCGCCCCCGCGAUCUGAUCAGUCGAUGCUAUAUAACCGCGGCACGCGGAUGCUUACCGCCCCCAGUGCGAUAUCGACCCCUACCUCUCCCCUUUCCCCAGAUGGCCGGCCCCGUAGGACCCCCGUCUUUCCCGCCCCUCGACACGAGUCUCGGUGCUAUCGAGAUUGGCGGGGUCGUCAGUACAUUCCUGUUUGGGAUCGUGACUCUGCAGGCGUACUACUACUUCCGCCAAUUCGAGGACGACUCGAGGUAUCUCAAGGCCACGGUUUUCAUGAUCUGGCUCCUCGAGCUGGGGCAUACGGUUUCGAUCUGGCAUGCUAUUUAUUCUGUAACUGUAACUUUCUUCGGGAGACCGCAACACAUUUCUUCUCCACCGCGCUCGCUCGAAAUCAGCAUCUUCUUCUCCAUACCAAUUACCUUUUUCGUCCAGUGUUUCUUCGCCAAUCGAAUCCGAGUGCUCUCCGGGAAAUGGUUCCUCACCUGCGUAUGCUGGCUACUCACCUUCCUGCGCUGUGUCGGGCUCUUCGGUGUCUUCGGGGUUGCACUUAACCUCAAAUCGCUGGCGGACUUCAGCCACUUCAAAUGGCUCGUCGGAACGACAGUAUCGCUUGGUCUAACCGCGGACAUCAUCAUUGCGGCCUCGCUGUCGUAUUAUCUGUCCACCAUGCGCGAGAAGAGCAUUCAGCAGACACGGCUGAUGGUGGAUACACUCAUUCUCUGGGCUCUGGAGACGGGCGCAGCUACUAGCGGAACCAGCCUCGGGCUCGUCAUCUUCUUCUUCGUUGGCAAAGAUCUUACCUGGUUCCCGUUCUAUCUCGUCCUCGCCAAAGUUCUGUCCAAUUGCAUGCUCGCUUCGCUGAAUGGACGGCAACGAUUCCGGGCCGCGAACAAACCCCCGAUCACGUUUGACACGACAUUGACACCCAGCACGAGAGCACAUGGUGUGACAUCCGGCGAACAUAGGGUCAUGGACUUCGAGAUGUCUGGGAUGGAUCUGAACGGGGAGGAGUUUGUGACUAGAAAGGUAGAAGCUGUGUAGUAUAUUUAGCUGAUAUUUAUGACCUGGGGUUAGAAUAAAACGCAGCAAGUACUUACA